GGAGUUAAACCUCACUGGUGCAAGGUUUGCAAUAAGUCUUUUACCAAUUUAAAGCGACAUGAACAAUCUCACGCUGGAGUGAGACCUUAUAAAUGCAACUUUUGUGAGAAGUCCUUUAUUGAUUUAAACACGCGCACACGGCAUGAACGUCUACACACUGGAGUUAGACCCUAUAAGUGCAACUACUGUGAUAAGUCCUUUACCACUGAUUGGCAUCGAAAGUAUCAUGAACAUAUCCACACUGGAGCAAAACCAUAUAAGUGCAACUUCUGUGACAAACACUUUCGGCAUUCAUCGACUUUGCGAACCCAUGAACGUCAGCACACAGGAGUGAAACCUUACCAGUGCAAGUAUUGUGAUAAGAGCUUUUCUCAGAGAGUAUCUUGCAAGAAACAUGAAUUUAUACACACAGGAGAAAAACCUUUUAAGUGCAAGUACUGUGAUAAGGGCUUCACGCACCCUUCUGAUUGUGAGCGGCAUGAACGCAUUCACACAGGCGUGAAACCUUACAAGUGCAAGUACUGUGAUAAGCACUAUAGACAGUUGUCAAAUCGUAAGAUUCAUGAACUCACUCACACUGGUCUCACUAAUACAGCUUUGAAAACUUUCCACUGCAAGUAUUGUGACAAGGGCUUUGUCUACCAAUCAACUUGUCAUCAACAUGAAUCUACGCACACCGGAACACAACCUCAUAAGUGCAGCUACUGUGAGAAGCGCUUUACCGUGGCUAGGUCUUGCGAGGAGCAUGAACGCACUCACACAGGGGUGAAACCUUACAAAUGCAAGCAUUGUGAUAAGUGUUUUACACGCUCAACACUUUGCAAACAGCAUGAAAUAACUCACUCUGGACUGAAACCCUUUAAAUGCAAGUAUUGUGAUAAGUGUUUUAACCGUAGAUCAAAUUGUAGGCAACAUGAACUAAGACAUGAAAGGAAGGGAGAUUUAACGGUGCAGUCAUUGACAGUUUUGGUAAGUGCUCCUGCUGCUGAGGAUUAAGGACCAAAAGAUGUAAACAGUUUGAUUACAACAUUAUACAGCAAGACCAUGCCUAAAAUACCCAAAAUUAAAUGACAAUGAUUCCAUUUGGAUGCAACUUACCCAUGUAGUUGCAAUGUAUUUUGGGGCUGUGUUUUACUUAAUAUGCUCCUCAUUUAAAACAGCUGGUGUUUAUAGAUUUUUUUAUAGAUUUUAUGUCGCAUAAGUGGCACGGUCGGUGAAGCCACAGCUUAGCUUUUCCUUAGCUGCAACAUACAUCGCUGCAGUACCAAGAAGGAAAUAACCAAUGAUAAUAAUAAUAUUAUUAUUGUUGUAGUAUGAAUAUUACCAGUUCUAUCUUGUAAUAAAGGUGAUUUCUUUUAAUAGUGGUUUUGUGUGCCCAGUUGAUUGGCCAACUGUGGCUGGCCAAAGAAUAACCCCCCUGAAGCAAACUCUCCAUUUGAGGGAGUCAUGAGAAGUCACAAAACAGCAGCACGCGGAAGGAGACACUAGUGCAAGUGGCGGGGAAAGAAAGGGAGAGCUUGCAAUGAUCUCUCAUAAAUUUUCAUUUCCACCCCAGAGACCGCAGAAACACUCAAAGCGUGAACACUGUCACUGGAAAGAAGAAAUGUGUCGGUUGUUUGUUAGUAACCCACAUCCAGGCCAAACUGAACCCACCACUUAAGCUAGCGUUCUAGGAGCAAAAUAUUACAAUUUCGCACAAAGGCAAGAUUGGACUGGACCUUGUAGAUCGUAGCCUAUAAGCAGAGUUGGAUGAUGUACAAUAUUCCUUGAAUUCAGCGGAGACCUGUUACUUCAAUUGCAAAGCUGAUGCAUUCUGUUUACACAGUCCUCAGAAAUCAUUCACCAAUUGCCACAGAAGGAGUGAAUGAUCUUGUUCAUCGCCGGAGAAAGGAGUAAUCAUAAUAUUCCCAAUUUCAUAAGCAUCGUUGUUUCUGAACAGUAAGCAUAUCCGGCGGGUCAGCCAAGAAUGUCAUCAAUCAAAAUUAAUAUUUUGAUGUUGCAUCUUUUUUCAGCCAAUGCUAUUUGCAUUGCCUAGGUGAAGCAGAGAUGAAUAUUUAUAACAGAUCAUUGCAAGCUCCAGGGGCGGAUCUAGGGGGAGGGUGCAGGGGGUGCGCACCCCCCCCGAGAUGACCUGUGGUUUUCUAAUACAACUGGUAUUCUGCAAACAAAAAAAAAACUAUGUGGUUUAUUGGUGUUGAAGUAGAGCAAGAGACGAGUGCACCCCCUCCUGAAAAAAAUCCUGGAUCCGCCCCUGAGCUCUCCUUUCGUCACACGUUGUCAGGGGGAACUGGGGCAACAGGGGGAACAGGGGCCACAAGGAGAACAGCCUGGGAUAACAGGUGGAAAAGGGGGAACAAGGGAAACAGGGGCAACAGGGAGAAGAGGGGAAACAAGGGCAACACGGGAAACAGAGGCAACAGGUAUUUGGAAUAGAUUUUGGUAAUAUACUUGAAUAGUGAAUAAAAUAAAUUAUUGUAAGACUGACACUAGUAUACAUGUACAUAUAAUGUCUUUUCACAAUGAAUGUAACAAUAUUAUUUUACUGGAAAAAAUGUUACGUGUACGUGUCCCCUGUGGCCCCUGUGGCUCCUGUUUCCCCUGUGCCCCCUUUGUCCUAUGUGUCCUUUGUAGACCCUGUGGCCCAUGUGUCCCCUGUGUGUCCUGAGUGGCCCCUUUGUCCUCUAUUGCCCCUGUGUUGCUUGUGUCCCAUGUGUCCCCCAUGUCCACUGUGGCCUUUGUGGCCCCUGUGCCCCCUUUGUCCCAUGUGUCCUUUGUAGACCCUGUGGCCCGUGUGUCUCCUUUGUCCUGUUUGGUCCUGUGUUGCCUGUGUCCCAUGGGUCCCCUUGUCCACUGUGGCCUUUGUGGCCCCUGUGUCCCCAUUUGUCCCCUGUGGCUCCUGUGGCCCAUGUGUACCCUGUGUCCACUGUUACCUUUGUAACCCCUGUGGCUUUUGUGGCCACAGGGGCAACAGAACCUGUGGAAAAGUGACCUGUACUUUAGAUUCGCCUUUGGACCCCCCUACCCCUCAGUAAAUAUGUUGAAGCCCACUUACCACCUCACUGAAAUUUGUUGAGCUUUAUCCUAUAAAUUUGCAGCCUUCUUUGCAUUUUCGCCUUUUAUGUCUUCUUUUGCCAGAUUUGUCAUUCAUACUGUUUUUGUGAUUUUUCUAGUCAGUUUUUGCCAAAAUUUCUGUUGAAGAAUUUUUUUGCUGAAAAGAACUGCGAUGUAAGUCCGUAACAAGGCUGCGGAAACUGGGCACGAGAUGUCUUGCGACGCAUGGUGUCACACAAAGUGAACAUUUACUUGAAGGACUUUCUUAGGUUACAACUGGUCUUUCAAGACUCUCCUCCUCUCCGGUUUGAAGCGGUCAGCGCUGUUUUCGUUUUGGUUAUUGUCCCGUUCAAGGUGAGAAAAACUCUGAUGUUAAUGUUCUAGCAAUUAAAACAUUGAACCUAAUAAUGCUUUCGACCAAGACCUUUGAAAGACUGGUCGCAUUUAUACACGUAGUAGCAUUUUUAAUACCUGUACGUAGGCUGUGUUUUAAUAUCGACUCUCAACGGAGUCGGUAGCACACAGUAUCAGGUUUUUCAGUACUAGAAUUUUUUUUAAGUUUUACUCUCUUGUUAUUGGAAAUCCGUUCACGACAACCUAGGCUAUACAGAAUUAUUGUACUGCAUGAAAACAGUAACUUAUGCAGAACAGACAGUGAACAGCUUUGGGUUCUCGAAGCUUUGCCUCUUAUUUGCCCUCUUCCCAAUGAAGCUAUGAGAUGAACUUCUCAGAGUUCCUGUUUUCGUCGGACAAGUCUUCUUUAUCCUAAUCCGAAAGUUAGACGUCUAAAAAAGCGUGUGUUGCAUCAUAAAACAGAAAGAAAUCAAUCUUUAAAGAGACUCUUCGAAGACGGACAAACAUGCUUUACUGGGGGGCGGGCGGGGGGACAUGGGGGUGGGAGCCUGGCAACUUCUUACAUUUGAAUUUUUUACUGUAGGUGACAUCAAUCCUGGUGUGCCCAAUGGCUCAAAAUCCAUCAAUGGAAACCAAUCUAAUUAUAAAUUAAUCAUUAUUUGUUAAUAUUGAUUGGUUUCAGCAAUGACUGCAAAUCGAUAUUCAUCGAUUAGGCAACCGGUCAUCAAUGGAAUGAUAUUCUUUGCAUAUUCUUCAGUGCAUUUCAUCCUUUUCAAUUUCAAUCAGUAAUUUAUCUAUUUUGUCUUUGGAUAGCUGCGAACUCUUCCAGCAUUUUGCUGUGUUCACUCAUGCCAAAGCAGCUAUUCUGCCGCUUGGCUGUCUGCCAGCGAGGUUCAGAUUGUAUAUUGAUACCAUUGUAUCGUUGGUAUAUUGCUGGCACCUUCCGAAUAUGUUCAACGCCAGUUGGUUCUGAAGAAUUAGCCAGGGGAUAAAAGCUAAUCAGAAAAGAAAAUAUUUUGAAUGAAUGAUAAUGUGAAUUUUAAAUUAAUUAAUAAUAUUCUAAAUUUGAUGAGUCCUCCGGUACUUUUGCUUCAUUAGUUCUAUGAAAGUGGAAAUGAUCCUUGCAGCUGAACAAACAACCUCAGCUGAAUCUGUAAGUUGUUCUGUUGCUCACACCAUAUCAAAUGUUUUAUUUUUAGCAAUAAAAAUAAAAGGCAAGAAAAGAGUAUACAGCCUUUAGUUCUGUUAUUGGGCAUAUGAGGAAUGGAUCCCCAAACAGUACAAAGAAACGGCCAGUCAAAAGAGACAGAGACUAUAAAAGAGAAUAGAAAACACAAGAAAGAAAAAAAGGGUAAAGUUACUGGCAGUAGCGUUAAAUCUCAUCAGUGCAAGUUUUGUGAUAAGUCCUUUUCCCUUUCAUCAUCAUGUAAGCGGCAUGAACAAACUCACACAGGAGUAAAACCACAUCAAUGCAAAUUUUGUGGAAAGUCCUUUAGUCAUUUAUCAACACGCAAGCGGCAUGAACGUCUACAUACUGGAGUCAGACCUUAUAAGUGCAACUACUGUGAUAAGUGCUUUAACACUUCUUGGCAUCGAGCGGAUCACGAACGUAUCCACACUGGAGCGAAACCAUACAAGUGCAAAUAUUGUGAGAAAGACUUUCGGCAUUCAUCAACAUUACUAAACCAUGAACGUCAGCACACAGGAGUGAAACCUUAUCAGUGCAAGUAUUGUGAUAAGAGCUUUACUUACAUAAUGUCUCACAAGAAACAUGAAUUUAAACACACAGGAGAAAAACCGUACAAGUGCAAGUACUGUGAUAAAGGCUUUAGCAACUCCUCUGAUUGCGAGCGGCAUAAACGUAUUCACACAGGGAUAAAACCCCACCAGUGCCAGUACUGUGGCAAGGGUUUUAGACAGCCUUGCGAGCGUGAGCAGCAUGAACGCAUUCACACAGGUAUAAAACCUUUUAAAUGCAAGUACUGUGAUCUGUGCUUUAGACAGCGGCCAAAUUGUAAGACUCAUGAACUCACCCACACAAAGGAAGGGGGUGAACCUGGUUACACAGCGGCACAACCUUAUAAGUGCAGGUACUGUGAGAAGCGCUAUACUUUAGCUGCGACUCGCAUGGAACAUGAACGAAAUCACACAGGGGUGAAACCUUACAAGUGCAAGCAUUGUGAUAGGUGUUUUACGAGGUCAUCGCUCCGCAGACAACAUGAAAUAACUCACUCUGGACUGAAACCCUUUAAAUGCAAGUAUUGUGAUAAGUGUUUUAACCGUAGAUCAAAUUGUAGGCAACAUGAA
Molecule: messenger RNA, 5712 nt
Organism: Porites lobata
Lineage: Eukaryota; Metazoa; Cnidaria; Anthozoa; Scleractinia; Poritidae
Source: the annotation of a GenBank genome assembly